Messenger RNA from Rhipicephalus microplus (southern cattle tick), 589 nucleotides. RefSeq lists its product as uncharacterized. NCBI's taxonomy places the organism in Eukaryota, Metazoa, Arthropoda, Arachnida, Ixodida, Ixodidae. The record is from RefSeq and is a predicted model, not a curated record.
UUUGCCUGCAGUGCAAAAGACCACUCUCGGAUAAUCCGCAUCACCCGCCAACCUAAACGGGAGAAAAAUGAAGACCUCGCUGUCCUUGCUGACCCUCUGCAUCAUGGUUGCGACCGCUAUGGCCGGAUACUACGGAGGCUAUGGAGGCUACAGCGGCUAUGGCAUUUAUGGUGGCUACGGUGGUUACGGCGGCUACGGCCACGGCUACGGCGGAUACGGUGCUUACGGAGGAUACGGUAGACACGGCCACGGUUACUACGGAGGCUAUGGUGGAUAUGGCAGCUACGGAGGUUAUGGAGGAUACGGUCACGGCGGCUACGGUCAUGGCGGUUACGGCCACGGUUACGGACACAAAGUUAUUAGCUACGGACACGGUCACGGUGGCUACGGUCACGGCGGUUACGGCCACGGAUACGGGUACAAAGUUAUUAGCUACGGACACGGUCACGGUGGCUACGGUCAUGGUGGCUACGGUCAUGGCGGUUACGGCCACGGAUACGGAUACAAAGUUAUUAGCCACGGACAUGGUCAUGGCUACCACGGCUGAAAUGUGUCCUCUUGUGUAUAGAAAUAAAUUGUACAGUGAAAA